This is a messenger RNA of Hymenoscyphus albidus, 440 nucleotides long. The record is from the annotation of a GenBank genome assembly. NCBI's taxonomy places the organism in Eukaryota, Fungi, Ascomycota, Leotiomycetes, Helotiales, Helotiaceae.
AUGUCGAGACACCCACAAAUGAGAGAUAUCUGUCAACAGAGGAAGGAACGAGGGACAUUGAGACACAUGUGCCCACUUAGUAUCAUUAGUGUAAGUAUGAGGAAUAGUAACAUCAAUACAAUAGAAAGCAGUCAGUCUACUGACCAGCCGCCCGCGACUCGUAAGUCAACACUCACUGAUGAGUAUUUAUCCCAAUGGACUUUGACGCGUUGUAGUUGUAUUGUGUUGCUCUGGUAGAUGCUGCUGUGGCGCACCAUGUGAAACCUUAUUUUGAUUCAUUAGCCGUGUCUAUACAUCAACAUGCCUGUGAACCUUUGUUUGGUGCUGAAAAUCGUAGAGCACUAGAGGUCAGAUACAAAUUCAUUGCACAACCAGUUCCACCAAAGUCGGUUGCUUUACUUUUAGUAAAUGAAGGAUGGCAAACGUUGGAUGUUCAAUAG